AUGAAACUAAUACUGUGGAUCGUUGUUUUUAUAUGGUAACAAUACCACCAAGUAUUACAGAUAUUUGUGAAUGUACAGUACAUUAUCCUAAAACCAGGUGGUUAAAAAUAUGAGCUUUUCCCUUUUGUUAUUCCGAGUUGUUCCUCUCUCUUAAAACCACUGUCCAACUUCUCCUACAUUCAGAGAGUCCUAUUGAUGAGAGUUUGCCCUGGGAGAGCUGCACUGAGACAGAUGCUUAACUAUCCAGGGAGGCGUCGUUAGUGUAAUCAUGCAAGCUCACACCGGCAGCCUCAUUAAUUAUCUCUGCCAGCUCAAAAAAACAGGAAAUGGAGAUCAGAAUGUGUGUGUGUGUAUGUAUGUACGGGUGUUUUGUGGAGCGCAUGGGAGGCAGUUUGGACGGUGACAUGCACCUUUCAGAUGAGGUUCAUGACACAGUGUCACCUCUGACGCCGCAGGUCCCUCAAGACGAGUGGGGAGGCUUUCCACUGGGGAAAGAUGAGGAUAUCCCAUGUAGACGCAUGCGCAGCGGGAGUUACGUCAAAGCCAUGGCAGAGGAUGACAGCGGAGACUCAGACGGCAGCCCUAAACCCUCACCCAAAAUGCAGGCACGACGGGCCAGCUACCUCAAAGCCACCCAGCCAUCACUGACAGAGAUGACCACUCUGAAUAUCUCCACAGAACACUCUCCAAAGCUGCAGAUCCGGAGUCACAGUUACUUGCGGGCAGUGAGUGAAGUUUCCAUCAAUAGGAGCAUGGACACCCUGGACCCCAAAUCUCUGCUAGCCUCUCCACAAUACCGCUCACGCAACGAGAGCUACAUGAGGGCUAUGAGCACCAUCAGCCAGAUGAGUGAGGUUGAGGUUAACGGGCAGAUCGAGGCAAUGUGUGAGAGUCUGUUCAGUGAAAUGGAGUCACAGGGAGUGGACACCCUGGACCUUCCCAUGCCCGGGUGCUUCCGCAUGAGGAGUCACAGUUACGUGCGUGCCAUGGACCAGGGCUGCUCACAGGACGACGACGACGGGCCUUUGCUCCCAGCUUCCCCCCCGAGAACCACCACUACUGUCAGAACCAUCCAGAGCAGCACAGUAUCAUCAUGUAUCACCACCUACAAGAAGACUCCUCCGCCGGUACCUCCUCGCACCUCCACCAAGCCAUUCAUCUCCAUCACGGCCCAGAGCAGCACUGAGUCUGCGCAGGACGCUUACAUGGACGGUCCCGGGACGAGGUGUGAGCCCGUCCUCCACUCUGGCCUGAGCAAUUCCACUGAGAGCAUUGACAGCAUGAAAGCGCUGACGGCAGCCAUCGAGGCAGCCAAUGCUCAGAUCCACGGUCCUGUCAGUCAGCAUGUCAGCAACAGCACCAUCACCAUCAGCACUACACCCCCCUCUCCGCUGCCCAUGCCUGUGCCCGUCCCCAUACCCAUACCAGCCCUGGAAGACGUGCGCAGGGAUAUGCUCAGGAAGAGCAGGUGCCUUUCCAUUGGCAUCCAGGUGGAUGGGCCUGAGGACCAGGAACUGGAGGACCAGUCCAAGUUUCAGUCAGUGGGGAUUCAGGUUGAGGAAGAGCAUGGUCACCGGCGGUUCAAGCGCUCUAACAGCGUGACGACAGCGGUCCAGGCUGAUCUGGACACUCCGGACUACACACCAGCUGACUCUUCUGUCACAGAUUUCCCCUCCUCGGGCUGCUUGUCGCGGCAGUACUCGCGUGAUGCCGCCACCUCCACCGUCAGCAUCCAGGGCUCAGGGAAUCACUACCACGCCUGCAACUCAGAUGAGUAUGAGGACGUUGGCUUUGAUCCCUCCAUCCUGCCUCCACCUGACCCAUGGAUUGAUAGUGUAACAGAAGAUCCACUGGAAGUCGUAGGCCGCUCUGUGUGUCAGCGUGAUGGCCACUGGUUCCUAAAGCUGCUGCAGGCAGAGACUGAACGUAUGGAGGGCUGGUGCAGGCAGAUGGAGCACGACGAGAAGGAGAACAAGCUACCUGAUGAGAUCCUGGGGAAGAUCCGCAGUGCAGUGGGAAGUGCACAGCUGCUUAUGUCCCAGAAGUUUCAGCAGUUCAGGGAACUGUGUGAGGAAAAUCUGCAGAACCCAAAUGCUCACCCCCGGCCAGUGGCUCAAGAUCUCGCAGGAUUCUGGGACAUGCUUCAACUUUCCAUUGAGAAUAUCAGCUUAAAGUUCGAUGAGCUUCACCAACUCAAAGCCAACAACUGGAGACCCCUCGACCCCCCCGAAAGAAAGGAGAGAAGGCUGCCUCCCCCAGUGCCAAAGAAACCCCCGAAAGGCCACCCUCCUCUGGCCAGAGAUCGCUCGCUGGAAAGCACAGAGAAGCAGCGUCAAGAUGCGCGCAAACGUUUGAUGGCGGCCAAGCGAGCUGCUUCAGUACGGCAGAACUCGGCCACAGAGAGCGCAGACAGCAUCGAGAUCUAUAUACCCGAGGCCCAGACCAGACUAUGAAACUGCCAAACAUGAAAACGCACUCACACACAAAUGCCCAGGUGCAGGAUUCCACCGUGAGCACAACACGUCACACAGAUCUGUAUCUGCCUAAUGCUAAGAUCACUGUAAAUUAGGAGCGCCACACACCAGCACCAUGAUAGCACAGAAGUAGUAAUUUGACCUUCCAUUAUUUAAUAAAUGACAACCAACAUAGAUGUACAUCAUAUUUCUAUGACCCCCAAGAUGUUAGGGAAAAAUGACUUGUUUAAUUUUACACAAAUGAAAACGAGGCUGUAGGUUGUACUGUGUUGUGGUCAAUCUAAUUUUCACAGCAUGUUGUUUUUUUUUCUCAUGAAGCUUUUUGGAAAGACUUCAAAAAAGAAAUCCCAUUAAAUGUCCUGAACUUCCAGUAGUUGAAAUGGUCAAGGGAC
Carassius auratus (goldfish) is the source of this 2866-nucleotide messenger RNA. RefSeq names its product disks large-associated protein 1-like. Bases 327 to 2453 code for a protein of 708 amino acids. The transcript is spliced from 9 exons. The record is from RefSeq and is a predicted model, not a curated record. Gene Ontology annotation, biological process: signaling. Gene Ontology annotation, cellular component: postsynaptic specialization; glutamatergic synapse. Lineage: Eukaryota; Metazoa; Chordata; Actinopteri; Cypriniformes; Cyprinidae. Gene Ontology annotation, molecular function: molecular adaptor activity.